CGCAAGCCUCUAAGUAGCCGUGGCUGCAGUCUGCGGUCCAAGUCUUGUCACUGGGGACACUCAGAUCGCUGUGUGUCUCCGGCUGCCUGCUGGUUUUUAAACGCUGGGAACAGCAGCAUGUGCGCGCCUAGGGAAUGAGCAGUCUGUUUAUAGACCCUCGGAAGCCACACAGAUGGAAAAUGGCUGUAAAAUCCUCAGGCAAGCACCAGGAAAACACACGGCUCAACGGAAAAUAAGAUCAAAUUCUAAUAAGAGCAAAAUAAAGAUUACAGUAAAUAAUUACAUUUAAAAGUGAGUUCGAUUUUGGAUAUUUGCUCAUAAGAACGAUUUCAAAUAAGAGCAAUUCCAAAAAAAGACUUGUUGAUGAAAGGGUUUGGUUUGUGCAGAUGCAUAUCCAGUAAUUAUUCUUGCUAUGUUGAACAUGUGGAAUGCAUGAGUCUUGCACUGCUCAGUUUCUGCUCUGCGUUUAAGGGUAGAAGUGUGUGUGGAGGGUGAAGUCUGUUUGCAAGCAGAGACGUGUUGGACGUUGUUACCUUGAAGCUGUUGGCGAUCACCCGCCUGUGAAGACCAAGGCCAGGUCAAUAUCAUGGACAGCCUUCACCUUGCAGCCAGGCAUGGGAAACACUGUAAAUAUACAUGCAGUCUGGAUAGCGAAGUGUGGUGGGGAGGGCUUGCCAAGAUGACAAGUGCAGUAGAACACAUGCUUUCACAUUUUAACACUUUGUGGAAGCUGCUUUGUUGAAAUGGGCCAGUCACUGUUUUAUUGAGUUGCUGUUCCCCAUGCACAGUGCCUUCAGCGAGGCUCUAUUUCAGCUCGCAGAUCCCUCAUUACUAGCUCUGUGUCUCAAGGUCCUUGAGGGGGAACAACAUUACAAUUCAGCACAGCAACCCCUAAAAGAAAAAGUCAGCUGGUUUGAUGCGUGAUAAAUCUAUCAUGAAAACAACCCAGCAAAUAUUUGUGUUCCUGCAGAUUAAACAAACAGGUGCCGAUAAGCGUGAAUAAUGAGCCAAAACUGUUGCGUGAGGUGAGAUUGUGCAGUGAUGGUUUCGAUCCCUGCUGCACAUACAAGGGUGAGCCCCUUUAGGGUGAUAUAAAUAGAGCUGCACGGGGAUGCUCUGGACUGCCGAACACACCUCAGCAUGACCAACACCCUGCUACUGCUGCUCCUGGCCGGUAAGUGACUCUGGGGAAACAGUGGCUGCUAGUUCAUGUGCCUUAGCAUUGGAGUAGCAGCCUGGGUGAAUGUGCGUGUCUGUGUGCGUGCUCAGACAGACAGAAAGCCUGCUUCCUUUCUCACUCUUGCUCUCCACAGUGUCUGUGGCUCAGGCUGCCUUGAUGCCCAGAGCCCUCUGGCAGUUCGGGAACGUGAUCAAGUGCGCCGUGUCCACCAGCAACCCUUUAAAGUACAACGACUAUGGCUGCUGGUGUGGCUUCGGGGGCUCGGGGACGCCAGUCGAUCAGGUGGACCGCUGUUGUAAGGCUCAUGAUUUGUGUUACCGAGAGAGCCGCAGUAUCGCAGCGUGCCGCCCCUUGGUCGACAGCCCCUACAUCAAGGUGUACGACUACACCUGCACCAACAAACAGGUGACCUGCGACAGUUCUAACACUGCCUGUCAGAAGUUUAUCUGUGACUGUGACCGUGUGGCAGCUCACUGUUUCUCCCAGGCUCCCUACAACGAGCAGUUCAAGGGCUUUGACAAAAAGAAGAACUGCAACUCCUGAUCAGCCACAGCAACUCACAACCCAACAGCAAGACCCCACCAAUGCACAAGCCAGGGUCCCCAGGAGCCCCACCCUCGGGACCCUCCCACCCCACUCUCUACACUUGCACACACUUGAUUCCUUUAAUACACAUGUUUGCUCUCCAGAAAAGACCAGUUCUCUUGCCAUGUGGUUUGUCUUCUCCCAAGAGACCAUAAACAUGUACUAUGGAACACUUAUCAGAAAAAUCUCAUAGGAUAAAGCAGAUUCCAGUUUUGCAAUCAAAGACCCCAAAAUAGUGUAUGUGCUUGUGCUGUAAUGUUCUAUCAAUAGUUAUAUACAGAAAAUCUAA
Molecule: messenger RNA, 2054 nt
Organism: Polyodon spathula (Mississippi paddlefish)
Lineage: Eukaryota; Metazoa; Chordata; Actinopteri; Acipenseriformes; Polyodontidae
Product: phospholipase A2-like
Exons: 3
Coding region: 1244-1723 (159 amino acids)
Biological process (GO): phospholipid metabolic process; lipid catabolic process; arachidonate secretion
Molecular function (GO): calcium ion binding; phospholipid binding
Source: RefSeq, a predicted model, not a curated record